AAAUUAUUUUAUAGAUUUGAAAUUUUUAUCGUUUAAUUUAUUCUUAAUGUAUACUUUUAAACUUCCUAAUUAUCCAUCAGAACAUGUUCAUAUAGCACUCUAUAUUAAUAUUAAAAAUUUACACUAUAUAAAAAAUUUGGUUGUGUCUGGAAAUCUUGGUUUUCAAUACACUUUUAUUGAUGCUUCAACUAUAAUUUCAUUUUAUCAAAUUUUGGCAGCAGUACAUAAUUCUAUUAGAAAUUGUAAAGAGAAUGAGCUAAGAACUAAAAACAUUUAUUCUGAAAUAAUCUAUUCAUUAUCAUCUACAUUAAACAUUACUGAUGCUUUUGAAAAAUUUGGUAUAACUGAUAAAACAGAAAAUCUUAUUGUUAUUAAAAUUGGUGGUAAAAAAGAACAAGCUGAAGAAGAGCUUAAAAAAAUAAUAAAUGGAACGGAAAUAGAACCCAAUGAUUCUAAUAUUGAAAAGAUACGUGAUAUGACAAAAAUUUAUAAGAAUUAUAAAUUAAAUGAAAAUGAAAAAUAUGAUAAUUUAUCAGAAGUUAUUAAGAUAAUAAUAAGUUCCAUGGCAAUGAAAUCUGUUAUUUAGGGAUUUUAAAUAUUAG
This is a messenger RNA of Pneumocystis carinii B80, 602 nucleotides long. RefSeq lists its product as hypothetical. Gene Ontology annotation, cellular component: nucleus; cytosol; EKC/KEOPS complex. The coding region runs from base 47 to 586 and encodes 179 amino acids. Lineage: Eukaryota; Fungi; Ascomycota; Pneumocystomycetes; Pneumocystales; Pneumocystaceae. The record is from RefSeq and is a predicted model, not a curated record. The transcript is spliced from 5 exons. Gene Ontology annotation, biological process: telomere maintenance via recombination; tRNA threonylcarbamoyladenosine modification.